Molecule: messenger RNA, 748 nt
Organism: Cicer arietinum (chickpea)
Lineage: Eukaryota; Viridiplantae; Streptophyta; Magnoliopsida; Fabales; Fabaceae
Source: RefSeq, a predicted model, not a curated record
CAUUGUGAUUUAUGUGUGGGUUUUUUUAAUUUAGGUAUACAAGCCAACGUGAUAUUUCUCGUGCACGUCUUUGGUUCUAUGAAGGGAAAAGAAAAAUUAUGCUUUACACAGAGAGGUCUCAUUUUUACCACAGAUAUAAGAUUCGAGGUGUUCAGAAUUUGAUCAUUUAUUCGCUCCCAGAGAGGAAGGAGAUUUACCCUGAGGUUGGAUGGAAUGAAAGUGGUCAGCCAAUCGACCCCAACAACUCCAUGUUUGUAAGUUACAUUGGAGCUGUUGUUCGUCAAAAUAUCCCUAUUACAAUCGAUGACUGGAGAAAUAAGGCGUUGAAGGAUGCCAAAGAUAUAUUGUGGAAUGAUAUACAGAUAAAUUUUUUGAUCCACUCUUUUGUAAUUUAUUAUUUUUUCCAUUGAAAUACUUUACUCAAACUAUAUCUUUAUUUCGUUUGCAGACUGCUUUUGUUCUUGAUGAGGUGAGAAAGAAUUACGUCUUGAGAGUUGCUGGAAAAAUACUCAGGGUUUUAAAUCAAUCAACACCUUAUAAAUAUUUCUAUUCCACAUUUUAUUCUCACAUUUUCCAUAUUUGCAUAUUAAUUAAUGUAUCCCUCAAAAGGUUAUUGUUGUACGUAGCGAGUCCUGGAUGAAUUCUUGGGAAAUACAGUUUUCCCGUUCAUCUCACAAUAUAUUAUACUCAUGAAUUCAAACGCUCUUUCAAUCCUUACCUUAUUUAGAUGUUUUCUCAAACACAAAAA